UAGCCUCAACUACAACACCUCCGAGCUACUUACCCGAACCAAUUACAUCCUAUGGCGCGCAUAGGCAAAAUCACAGAUCAUGAGUGCCGGCCUCUUCGGCUACCUAGAUCAAACCAUUGCAGAACCACCAAAAAUCCUUACCACCAAAAACGCCGAAGGGAAUGAUCAGGUUGUUGUGAACCCUGCCACUACAACAAGAACCCCCUAUACCAUCGUAUGUCUAGCAACGAUAGAACAGGAUGCGUUGUUUUACCCGGGAAAAAAAUAUGAUGCGUUGUUUCCCACUUUCCCCACUUUAAGGCCAACCUCCCCGUUCCCACAUCUCCACCUCUUGUGCACGAAGUGUUUUCCUAUUAUCCCCUCGUUUUGGCCUUCAUCCUAAACGAGAGACGCACCUACAGCCGCUAGGGUUCCAACCACCGCCGUCCAUCGCCCUUGACCGCCUCCCCUGUUCCGUCGGUAUGUUCAAGAGCCUCCGCCAAGCCCUCCUCCCUCACCACUUUCUCCGCGCGUCGGGGACGCACUCGACGUCGUCGCCCAUCCUCCUCGCACUGGGGAACGCGUCGCCGCCGUUGUUUCAUCCGCAUGACCGGAGAUGCAGACGCCGACGUUGUUCCUCCACAGUCCACAUAGCAAGGAACGACGCAAGCACCGACGCCCCCAUCUUCCUCAACUGCAGUAAUUCAGCAGCUGCACAUGCUGAUUUCAAAUCUACUAAGAUUUCCUAUGUUACGCGCAUCACUGAAGGGAACCGUUUACUGACACAUAAGUUUCUUGUUGAAAUAAAUGCGGGAUUCUUCUACCCAAACGUUGAACAAGAGAUGAUUUCUACAGAGACAACAAGUUCAGAACCUGUAAGGUUUGCUAAGGAAAUGACAAUAAUUUCGUGAUCAACCCAAAGGCAUAUUUUCUUCAUACCUUGAUGUCCUAGGCAGAGUUGGGGUAACCAAUUCUUAGUUGUUACUUCAUGAUGGUUCUAAUUCACUUACAUUCAACCUUGAUCUGUUUUGGGUUCUAGUUUAAUUAAGAACAUGUGUCAUGAUUUAACCAACUGAAUUUCGAACAUGGAAGUUGUUUGAGAUUAUACGUAAUACUACUUUUAAGCGUCAUAACAAUCAGUUAAGUGUAAGACAAAAACCAUGUAGAAAAGCAAGUUCGACAACCUUUUUCACCAGGCUUAUACCUGAACGGCUGAUGCAUGUGCAUAUGGUAUGUAAUUGUAGUAAGACGGGAACAUGCCGAUUGAUGUUUCAAGUGAUGACAAUGCAUAGGGACUGGAGGCGUGGUUCGAGGCGGCAGUUAACAAUCAUGCAAUUUUCAGGAAGAAUGAUUGUGUACCUUUUUACUCAAUACUCAUUUCUUAUGAUGCAUUAGGUUUUAAUUUUCCUGCUGCUAUGUGUGUGGAUCAAUCCUUACUAAUUUUCUUGCCGCUUGUGGUCUGAGUCCUUAUCUCUGCUCGGGGUGACGCUGCAAGAUCGGACGGAAACCAGACUUCUUAUGGUAGGCUCAGUCUCGUAUGUUCUUUUACCCCGCAGCUAAUCAAUUAUUCUGUGAUGUCCGCUCUUGUAUACUAAUUAUGGCAUGUUUUUGUCUAUACUAAUUAGAUCAUGCAUUCCUUCAAGGUCAAGUCAGGGGCUCGGGGUAGACAGUUCAUAGUUUUCUU
This is a messenger RNA of Triticum aestivum (bread wheat), 1663 nucleotides long. RefSeq lists its product as uncharacterized. Lineage: Eukaryota; Viridiplantae; Streptophyta; Magnoliopsida; Poales; Poaceae. The coding region runs from base 462 to 890 and encodes 142 amino acids. The transcript has 3 exons. The record is from RefSeq and is a predicted model, not a curated record.